Messenger RNA from Phycomyces blakesleeanus NRRL 1555(-), 354 nucleotides. RefSeq lists its product as hypothetical. NCBI's taxonomy places the organism in Eukaryota, Fungi, Mucoromycota, Mucoromycetes, Mucorales, Phycomycetaceae. The record is from RefSeq and is a predicted model, not a curated record. The transcript has 5 exons. Bases 1 to 354 code for a protein of 117 amino acids.
AUGUCUUGUCUCAAUCGGGAUGGGUUGAAUGACUUUCAAUUUGCUCCAUUGAUUCUAUCAGUUUCUCAGGAUUUUUCUGGCCCGUUAACAAAGACAUAUACCUUGGGAGGGUUUACAAAAUGUCACUGGUCUUUAUCUCGGUCCUCUUUUUUGAUUAUACACCGACUCUUAUUCUCUACAGAUAGACAAAUUAUAUUUUAUAGACAAUGUCAUUGUAUUUUGUGUUUGUCAACUCUUCUGUUUUCUGAACUGUCUGUAAACAAACAGGCUAAGAAGGCGUGCCUCAGCAAGCAAUGGAAUACAGUAGGGGUCAAUUGCACCAGGGGUGGACCAAUGGAUGUUGGAAAGGAAUAA